Oncorhynchus kisutch (coho salmon) is the source of this 4071-nucleotide messenger RNA. It is a transcript of the gene eda2r, whose product is annotated as ectodysplasin A2 receptor. Gene Ontology annotation, biological process: positive regulation of canonical NF-kappaB signal transduction; positive regulation of JNK cascade. Gene Ontology annotation, cellular component: plasma membrane. The transcript is spliced from 9 exons. Gene Ontology annotation, molecular function: protein binding; signaling receptor activity. The coding region runs from base 310 to 1674 and encodes 454 amino acids. NCBI's taxonomy places the organism in Eukaryota, Metazoa, Chordata, Actinopteri, Salmoniformes, Salmonidae. The record is from RefSeq and is a predicted model, not a curated record.
AGUCUUCUACCGUUUGUUUUUUCUCUGUUAUUAGCCAAUAUUCCAGCACUGCUCUAACAAAAAUACGGCUGCAUAUUCCCUAUAGAUAAUUUUACGCAGAACUUCAGACGUUUCCCAAUUAGUACGCAUUGAGGAUGGUUUUGGCCGCCCGACGUGCAGUCUGUAAGGCAUGUCAGGGCAUGUCCAGAUUGGAUGAAGUGGAACUGUCUAUCGAUAGCGUGCUAAAGUAUAGGCUCGUGAAAACGAUUUUUAAAAAGUGUGCUUAAGUAUCUUCGUAAAACUUAUGGAUCAAGGAGUUACAUUGCUGUCAUGGAUUGUUCUGAAACCCAGUACUACUUGAAUGGGAACUGCCACCCUUGUCUGCAAUGUGGACCAGGACAAGAGCUGUCAGAGGACUGUGGUUAUGGAAGUGGACGGUCGGCUUAUUGCAUCCCCUGUAAUGUCAAGACUUAUAAAGAGGGUUGGGGUUACCACUUCUGCAGAUUCUGCCAGUCAUGUAAACGCAUAAACAGGCACCAGAAGUCACUGUGCACCUCUAAAAGCAAUGCUGUCUGUGGGGAGUGUUUACCAGGCUUUUACAGUAAGACACGGAUAAAUGGCUUGCAGGACUUGGAGUGCAUGCCAUGUGGUCCCUCCUCCACCACUGAGCAGCAGUGCAGCCGAAGCAGAGAAGUUGAUGUGGAAAAAGUCUGGAGCCCAGAAGGCCCAGCCCAUAAUGCUGCUGUUACCGCCACAAUUUCUGUAGCCCUGGUUACCAUGGCAAUCCUAGCUGCUGCCUUGUUUAUAUACUUCAGGCAUACCUUACUAAAGAAAAUAUUUAAAGGAUGCCUGGCUCCUCAAAGCACAAGUCAGAAUGACAUGGAGUGUGCAGCAUACCCAGUGAACAGGGUCACACUGAACCUGGAGCAGGAAGGCCAAGGCUCAGGUGCAUGUGCUAACUCUACCACCACUGCAGAAACAUUUGCCAGACUGCAGUCCAAAGUGGACAUGAUUGUCCCUCUGGGGUCCAUUGUACUAAGCCCUGACCUUAAAACUCAGGACCACAGAUACCUCCUGGAGACCCAGCCGCUGGUGCAGAACUCCACCUGCAGUAACUGCUCAUCUGGGUUUGUCUCUCAGAUAUCCUCUGAGCCGCCCUCAGUCAGUGGGGACGUCCCACUCACAAUGGAGAUCCCUGUGGGUCCAAUAGACAGUGGGGAGUAUGUGGCAGGGUCCUUGUUCCUGCAGAGCAGUGAGGGAUACUGUGCCUCUGAGCUGCAUGCGAGCCCACUCCAUCAGCAUGUCCCAGUGGAGUGCACUGAGCUAGACUUCCACACCACUGCAGCCUCAACACUGGAUCUUGACAGUACUACAGACCCAGACUGUAGCUCUGUGAGCCUGGGGAUUACUGAGAUAUCUGAGAUUAGGGACGGCUCCUCCGGAGACAGGUUAGGAGGAAGACAACUGAGGAGGAGUCCAUCUGACUGCCCAGAGGAGCAAACUGACAGCUGUUGGAACAGCCAUCAACAACCCUGCAACAGCAGUCUGGGAGGCAGUAAUGCGAUGGAAACAGUGAGCCUGCUGAAGAAGUGUAUCCGAAUCAUGCAAGGCCACAUGGAGAAACAGACAAUCGUUGUGCCAAGAGACUUAGCUGCAUACUUGGCACCACUGGUUAAAUCUUCAAGAAGAGGAUAAAUUCCCUUUACAGCAUGGGCUAGUCCUGAGAUAGUAAUUAUGACAGCAUGCUACAAUUGUUAGAAUUUGCUUCCUGUAGGCUUUCUGGUGAAGCAACACACCAACUGACCUGGUGUGUGUGAUCUGCAGAGGAUGAAGUUAUUUGCACACUGUCACUGUCCAUGAGACAUUCUCAAAUGUUGAAUGUAGAAACAGUAACAUCUAGUAAUAGCUGAAUAGUUAACCUCUUGUGGUAGGUGGACAGGGGGAUCUGUGCUCAUUUCCCCAUUGGCCUGUGUAUCUUCUGUCCAGGGGUCCGUCUAGGCAGGCUGCCGCAGGCCUUGGUGGAUUCUCUGGCUCUGAAGCUGGACCCAACAUUCCCAGGAGUACAGAACUACCAGCAGGUGGCGCUGAAGAUGGGCAUAUCUCACGAGUUGCUGAAAGACCUGCGCGGGUUUGAACAGGUCUUUCGGUACCUUUCCUCCUGCACUCUGCUGACAGUACCUACUCUGCUCCACACCUUCUAUCUCCUGCAAAGGCUUGACACCCUGCUCCUGCUGUGUGAAUAUGCCCUGCAGCGCUAUGUCACAGGAUGCACAUACUAACUGUUGUUGCUAACAACACUUCUGCCAACACAACCUAGAAGGCUGACAUCAACAGGUUAUAAUAUGAUCAGUAUGCGUACUACUGAACUAGAACCUACCUGGAACAACAUAACUGCUCAAACUCAGAUGUGGAUGUGUAAACAUUUAGGGGUUCACAGCAAAGCUGUAAAACCUAUUGUUAGAUUAUUUGUUUUCGUUGACAUGGUCAAAUAACGCAAGCAUAGAUUGGUAACUUUUUCUAAUUUUACACACAGAAACUAGAGACCUGAAUAACUUGGUCAAAAAUAAUGGCACUGAUUGACCUAUAUGUGGCACUGUUAUAAGCAGUCUCACUUAAACCCUCAUAUCCGCCAUCUCGUUUGACCUAGAGGCGUGAAACGUUGUAUCUAGGUGUUGUUCUUGAUACUGAACAAAUUUGCCUCAAGGACCCAUAAGAUCUGUCAGGACAGAUUUUCCUCCAUCUUGUACAUUUUGGAAAACCUUAGAAAAAUUUCUCAUGAAUUAUAGGUAACUUCUCAUGAAAUUUGGUAUGUAGGCGCAUGGUACAUUUCAUAACUUAGUUUGAGAAAAGCUAAGCGAUUGGUUAAGAGAUGGCUUAUUGUUAAAUCAGGAAAUCCCAUUUCACGUGUCCAUUUAAAUCCUUUGUAAAUCCACCCCACAAUGGCCUAUCAACUUGAAUAUUUUUAGAAUAAUCAAAUACAUUACCACAAUGAGCCAUGCUACACUUGGAAUUGAUAUCUUAAAAAUAUGGACACUGUUAACAAUGACCUUUUUUGACUAUGUAACACUAAACUUAAAAUAAUUUGUAAAAAUCUUCUCAUGGACUAAAAGUCAGAUUCACUCCAAAUGUUGUCUUUGGACAGUAGUCCAUAAAGCAUUUGAGAAAAUAAUGUUGGUUCAAAGAUGGCCGCACUAUACCAGUAGAUUCAUAUUUGAAAUCUAAAUCUCAUUAACCAUUGGACCAAAUGACACCAACUUUGGAAUGUAGACCCAUGGUGCAUUUCUUAACUUAGUUUCAGCUAACGUAUUGGCCGAAAGAUGGCUGAGUUAUUGACAAAUCAAAAAUCUGAUUUCACGUGUCCAUUUAAACCACUGUAAAUCCACUACAUAGUGGCCUAUCAACGCUUCAAUGUUUCCACUGAUUCCACAUGAAGGAAGAUAGUUCCUACAUGAUAGGGUGCUUGAUUUUUUUAUCCUAUUAAUCUUGAGUCCUUUCUGUCAUCGAGCCUGGUCAGCUAUAUUUUUAUUUUUUAUUCGGAAUAGAUCAAAUGUUAUUUUUUCCAGGUUUCACAUGUAACAUAUGUGAAUGCUAAUGUGACAUAAUUUACUCUUAUGUUUCAGAUAUUUUGUCAUGCAUCAAAAGCUAUCCAUGAAAAUGAUGCAUUCAUAUUUGAAAAGUUUGUCAGAAGAUACAUUCUUUUAAAUGCAUACUGUACAAACUAUGUUAAUGGCUGUACUGAAUGAAUGAAGAAAAAGUAUUUCAUUUUUUAUUAGUAUUACUUUUUAUACAUGUUUUGGACUUUUGUAAACAAAACUAAAAUUACAUUCCUAUUCAUGGAAAUUAUGUUGUGAUGUAAUUUGUUAUAAACCUUACUUAAUAAAGAAGUAUAUAGUCAUAGACAAAUUUGAACAGAAAACAUGGCCAGUUGCUGUAUUUCUGCAACACAUAAUUGAAAAGCAGACUUAAAAUGAAGAUUUGCAGAACUAAUGCCACACUACUGACAUUUCUACUAAGCUACCCUUUAGCAAGGAUUUUACAUUGUGUAACAACACAAAUUCCUUUGUUAUGAAAUUAAACUUGAGUUUUUCUCAG